AUGUCAGCGCCUCCGCCGCCCCAGCUGGCCCCGCCCUCGGCUUCGGUCUGGGUCGAGUAUCGCAACCCGCAGGGACGCCCCUACUGGUACCACACCAUCGACAAGCGCAGCGUGUGGGACAAGCCCGUCGAGCUAAAGACGCCCCGCGAGCGCGCCCUCGACUCGACGCCGUGGAGAGAGUACAAGUCUGGCGACCGCUCCUACUACGUCCACGCAGAGACCAAGCAGUCGACCUGGACGUUGCCCCCCGAGGUCAAGCAGCUCCUCGAGCAGUUUGGAGGCGGCGAAUCCACCCCCUCUGCUGCUGCGGCGGCGGCCGCGCCACCUCUCGUCGGUCCCAACGGCAGCGUCACACCCCAUGGCGGCACUCCCUCGCUACCCGCUGCAGCCAGGAUGGGCGGCGCCAGCGGCGGCCCGGGCAUGGCGUCGCCCAUGGCCCACGUCGCCUCGCCCUUGGCGCCCGGCUUCAGCGCAGCCAGCCCCAUGCACCACCAGCAGCACCAUCCCAUAGACCCUGCCGCCGGCCCCGUCCGACCUCCGCCCGGAUACGGUGCUGGCCCCGGCUACGGCCCCGGCGGACCUGCUGGCGUCCGUCCCCAUGGCCCGCCUCCAGGCUUCUCGCCGCCAGGGCCCGCUUCGACGACGAUGCCCGUCCGACCGUCUCCGGGCUUCGACGCCGGUCACGCCCGCAGUCACCAGCCUGCCCCAGCGCCCGCCGCCCUCGACGGCCGUCCGGGCCGACCCGGGGGCCCCUUCCGCGGCGACCAGAACUCGGCCGAGGCGGCAUUUAUCUCGCUCCUCGAGCAAAAGAAGGUCGACGUCGACUGGACGUGGGAGGUGACGAUGCGCGCCAUCAUCACCGAGCCGCUGUACAAGGCGCUCAAGACGAUCGCCGAGCGCAAAAACGCGUUUGCCAAGUACAUUGAGCGGCUCAAGAGGCAGCGGGCCGAGGAGAGGGCGCAGCGGCUCGAACAGCUGCGGCCCGUCUUCCGCGCCAUGGUGACCGGCAAGGACUCGCGCGUCAAGCCGUACCACAGCUUCGCCACGUUCAAGAAGCUCUGCGGCCACCAGCCGGGUUUCCGCGAGGCGCGCGACGACGACGAGGCGCGCGCCGCCUACGACGCCGUCAUCCGCGAGGUCCAGGAGGCCGAAGCGGCGUCGCAGCGCGAGAUCCGCCACCGCAACAUGGACAUGCUCAUGUCGCUGCUCAAGACCUUCGAGGCCGACGUGCUGACGCGCUGGCGCGACGCGCACCGCACCGUGCUCGAGUCGGACGAGUACGCGCAGGAUGCGCACCUCAAGACGAUGGACGUGGCCGACAUGCUCAUCGUGUUUGACGAGCACAUGAACGGCAUCGAAAAGGAGGCGACCGAGGCGCAGCGCCGGCAAGAAGCGGCGCAGCGGCGCAAGGAGCGCAAGAACCGCGACGAGUACAAGAAACUCCUCGUCGAGCUCAAGGAGCGCGGCGAGCUGACGACGCGCAGCACGUGGGGCCAGGUGUUUGACAAGGUCAAGGACGACGGGCGCUUCCUGCGCCUCGUAGGCCAGGCCGGGUCGUCGCCGCUGGACCUGUUUCACGACAUGGUCGACGACCUCGACCGGCUCGUCGAGCGCCACAUUGGCGCGGUCCAGGCGCAGCUGGCCAAGACGGGCAACGAGGUCAAGCAGACGACGACGUACGACGAGUUUGCAUCCUGGCUCGCGCCCAGCGGCGCUCGGUCGCCCCCUUCUUCGUCUUCGUCGUCGUCGUCGGCGGCGGCGGCGGCAUCGAGUCUGCCGGGCGAGGCGGACCUGCGCGUCGUCUUCCACCACCUGCACGCCACCGUGAUGCAGCGCUUGGCCGAUGAAAGGCGCCGGGCGGAGCGGCGCCGACGCCACGCCAUCGACGACCUGCGGUACGCGUUCAAGAAGAUUGACGCGCCGCCGCUCGACGUGGAUGCGCCGCUCGACGAGGUGCUGCCGCGCCUGGCGGAUCUGAAAGAGUACCGCCAGCUCGAGGGGGAUCGGGAGGCGGUCGAGGUGGCGUGGGACAGGGAGGGCCAGGGGGCGGCGCGCGGCGGCGAUGAUGAGAGCGAAGAGGAGGAAGGUCAGGUCUAG
Messenger RNA from Pseudozyma flocculosa PF-1, 2097 nucleotides. RefSeq lists its product as uncharacterized. Gene Ontology annotation, cellular component: U2-type prespliceosome; U1 snRNP. Gene Ontology annotation, molecular function: protein binding; RNA binding. The record is from RefSeq and is a predicted model, not a curated record. Gene Ontology annotation, biological process: mRNA cis splicing, via spliceosome. The coding region runs from base 1 to 2097 and encodes 698 amino acids. NCBI's taxonomy places the organism in Eukaryota, Fungi, Basidiomycota, Ustilaginomycetes, Ustilaginales, Ustilaginaceae. The transcript has 3 exons.